Ostrea edulis (European flat oyster) is the source of this 3434-nucleotide messenger RNA. RefSeq names its product tetratricopeptide repeat protein 13-like. The coding region runs from base 29 to 2584 and encodes 851 amino acids. The record is from RefSeq and is a predicted model, not a curated record. Lineage: Eukaryota; Metazoa; Mollusca; Bivalvia; Ostreida; Ostreidae. The transcript is spliced from 24 exons. Gene Ontology annotation, molecular function: protein binding.
GUUGGAGGAAAGGAAUUCAAACGAUGACAUGGAAGGCAAACGAUUACUCGUGUUUACAUGUCUUGUUUCGUGUUUAUAUGCAAGUAAUGUGUACGAUAUAGAAAAUAUCCAUGUCGAAAACGAAGAUGGAACUACUCAAGUAUUCGAAGUUAAACGCUUAGAGCCCGUAAAUGGCGAAUCAUGUGUCAUUUGUUCUCAGAAUAUCGUCAACUCAUCCCCUCGACUUGCACCUAUCCGUUCCAAUGUUUUCAUUGCAGUGGGGGAGGUGACAACAGAUUGUGAGGAGAACUCAGCCAAGCUCCCCAUUGGUCUGUGCUCUGAUGCCAGGGACCGGGGUCAGUGCUCCAGGGAUGCCGUUUCCUGUGAACACUCACUUGAGGAUCUUGCCGAAGACCUUGCAGCCAGUGAGAAGGUGCCUAUGCAAACAAAAAAUUAUGAUAUAGAUUCUAAACUAGCUCUUGGAUUUGUUUCCAUAAAUAUGGGAAAUCUUGAUGAUGCGAUGCAAAUUUUCAACAAUAUCCUCAUGCAUCAUCCAGAUGUUGUUGGUGCACAUUAUGGUAGAGGCAUUGUAUAUCAACGAAUGGGAAUUCAGGAAAUUGCAAAUGCUGCCAAGAGUGUUCGUGAAUUCACUGAAGCCAUUAUGAAAGAUAAUAACUACCAUGAAAUUUAUGAAAGAAGAGCAGAGUCAUACAUAGCUCUUCAGCAUUUUAAUGACGCUCUGAAAGAUCUUAAUGUGGCAGCUAAGUCAAGCCCAUCCAAGCGUUUAUUUUUCAUCCGAGGCAUUGUUCAUCUUUUACUGGAGAACUUUGUUGAGGCAGAAGAAGAUUUCAGGAAGAACUUGGACCCAGAAAAUUCUUUAUAUGUGGGCUCCUACUUUCAUCUUGGAUUAGCUCUCUAUUAUCAAGGAAAAGUCAGGAAUGCUAUUGAAGUAUUUAAAGAUGUUUUGAAGUUAAAGCCAGAUCAUGUAGAAGCAUCUACUAGUUUGGGCCAAGCUUUCAGAGAGAUAGGAAAUUUUAAGCCAGCUUGGAGGAGAUUUAACCAAUCUGCGCACAUGAACCCCAAUCAUGCUCAGACUUGGCAGCUAUGGGGUAGUAUGUCUUAUGCUUAUGGGGAACACAGAGUGGCCAAACACAACUUUGACAAAUGCCUAGAGAUUAAUCCGUCCAAUAUAAAUUGCCAGUAUAUGAAAUCCCUCACAUGCAUUGCAAUGGGAAGGUAUUAUCAAGGACUCAAGUCAUCCAUGAAGGUGAUGAUAAACAAUACUCCUGCCAUAAAGGCCACCCCAGAGUUUAUCAAAGCUCAUUACCUUCGAGAAUAUGCAAGAUUCCUACAUUCAAAUCUUGACACACCAUUAACAAAUUUAAACAUAGAUAGUUUUCAUCCAGAAUUUAAGGAUAGAUGGACUAAACAACUACCUUUUCAGUUUAAGAAUACGUACAAAGAACAGCCUGGGCUUCAGCCCGAAAUUAAUGAUGUUUCUUAUGUGUCAAUUGUGGAGUUUGGUCGAGAACUUCAGGGACUGGUAUGCAAGGCUCACAGAGUGGGCCUGUCCAUGCAAGUAGCAGCAGAUGGUUAUCUGCCAAGCAGAAGACAUAAUUUUGCCAUGGGAUUAGCUUCAAUGCAUAUUGCUCAACUUUUAGAUAAAAGAUGGCGAGAAAUACGGUUGAAUAAACAAUUAGAUAGGUCCCUAGAUUGGAGGGAAGUUUUCAAUAUUGCUGUACAGUAUCGAAGAUUGGUUGAUCCAGAGCAGCCAAUUUUCUGGUUAGACAAGAUGCCAGAUCAUGACACAGUGGAUGGAUAUCACACAGAGAUUAAUUUUAUCAAGGGAGAUGUACAAAAUAUUAAAGUUAUGCAGUAUUUUGAUUUGGUGUUUAAGUUAGCAAAAACCAUGCUGGAGCAUUAUGCUGGGGAUGGGGCAGUUUUUUAUCAUGACCUACAACAAGACAUUGAAAGGGCUAAAACUUGUGAAGAUUUACUUAUGAUAGCAAGAAAGCGAAACAUAAAUGAAAAUGGUUUUAUGGUUUCCACACAAGUGCCAAGUUCAAAGAAUGAGGAAAGAUUAGAUGGAUCCAUGGUUGUUUUGUCCCGAGAUACGAAUGACAAGAUGACUUUUGCCAUUAAUGUUGUUAACACCAAGGCUCGUACUCAGCUCUAUCAUGCUGAAAUAGACGCAGUGUUUAAUCAGAUUCAGGAGGAAAUAAAAAGGAUAGGGAUAGGCAAGGCACUGAAUACAGACUCGGUGAUGGAUAAAAUUUUAACCAUGAUGUACUACAUUUACAACUUGAUGCCACUGACAAGAGGGAAUAGUGCUGUGAUAUACUCAGUAGCUGUGGGUGUUAUAAUGUCAGUCAAUAAGUUUGUUUUUGGAAAAAUUCCAAAUGGGAAGCUUUUAGAGAUGGAAGCUAUAUUGUCUGGCGCUCCAGAUGCCUUCAUUUUAGUGACAAAAAAUUGGAUGAAUGUUAAAGGGGCAGAAGUCCCCAUUACCAUCCACCCUAAAAUAUGGGAUGUUUUACCAACAGUUAGAAAUAUUGUAGAAGUUUUAAAUGUGAACACAGAUUUGUGUGUAAUGCCUGCAAGUCCCUGAUCUCAAAUAUUGACACAUCGAAGUCCUAAUCUACAAACUUGCUAUGCAAAUGUCAUGAUCCUUGACCAGUAUUCUGAAUGAAUGUUGUUAGGUGUUGUUGUUUUUUUUACCACAUUUUGUACUUGAUACAUAUUGAUGAAAAGGAAUAUUAUUGAUACAAUUUAUUUGACAACAUUAUACAUCUAAACUGGAUUUCAGACAAGCAGCCUUAUUUCAUGUUUAUUGGAAGUACCUGUUUGACUUACCCUCUUUUAUUUGACUUUUAUUUUCAAACAGCAAUGUUUGCUGGCCUUUUGCUGUUUGUUAUUGGGUGGGUUUUUUUGCAAGCAGUUUUAGUAAACUGAUUAUAUUUUUGUAAGUUUUGAUGCAUUACUAUACUAUGUCAUUUCAUGUGAUAAAUUAAGUUUUAGAUAAAAACGUGUCCAAAAUCAAUAUUUCUAUGAGCUACAGGCAAUUUUUAUAUGUUAAAAUAUCUUACAUCUAACACAUGUGUUUUAUUUUCAAACAAAUCGGUACAUGUUUACAUAAACUUUAUCCCAUAGGCUCAGGAAUGUUACUGGUCAUUGUCAGAAACCCAUAUUUGGUCCCGCUCCUAUUGCCUCCCUUAACCUUCCAUGGAAGGUCAAGAGAUGCAAGACCAACCAUGGGUUUCUUACAAUGGCUACUGUUAAACUAUGGAUGAACCACUAUAUGUACUCUGACUGGGAUUUAGGGGAGGGGCAUUGUUGUUUUGACUUGAAUGAUUUAUCUGGGUGAAUCUGGUCAAGUGACCUAUGCAGAUUGUUAAACAUAUCCAUUACUUCUUACUUUUGUAUGUUUGAAUAUAAAUAAAAAUCACAAGGCAGUGAAA